Messenger RNA from Papaver somniferum (opium poppy), 3212 nucleotides. RefSeq lists its product as uncharacterized. The coding region runs from base 1534 to 2280 and encodes 248 amino acids. Lineage: Eukaryota; Viridiplantae; Streptophyta; Magnoliopsida; Ranunculales; Papaveraceae. The record is from RefSeq and is a predicted model, not a curated record. Gene Ontology annotation, molecular function: RNA-DNA hybrid ribonuclease activity; nucleic acid binding. The transcript is spliced from 2 exons.
UGCUAAGGUGGCACUGGCGUGGCUUGACAUCUUCGUGGGUCUUCUUCUUUCCACUUUGUUUUUUUCUUCUUUUAUUCCUCUGGUAGUCUUCCAUGGAAGAAGAGGAAUCCAUAGAAGAGAAUAAACAUCAAAGAAGAAGGACUACUACUAGGAGGUAAAACUAAUCAAUGGAAAGAGAGAAAUGCUGGUUCUGUGAAUCUGUGGAACUUUUGAAACAUAGAAUGACAAAGAAGGUUAUGAGGCAAGCUAAGACUCACACGAUUCAUGCUAACCAUUUUUGUAUGUUUUUUCUUAUCUUAUUUUGGUUUCAGUGAGAAUAUUCAGCUUGUUUUGAUUAACGUGGUUGAUGAUACAUCAGAGCAAAAGGAACUAACACCACAGAUGUAACUUUAUGAUGAAGCACUCAUAUGAAGUGCUACUGGAGAUUCAUAUUAAUCCAUUUCGAUGCCAUUAACUUUUUCGUGUUUUUGUUUUUCAAGUAAUCUUACUCUGGUAAACAAGAAGGCAGAAGCUAAGGUAGAUCUGCUACAAGGGGAUGAUGAGCUGUUGGAAGGAUUCUUCUUGCAGGUAAUACAAAGUGACUGCGUUGCCAAGUUGACUGAGAUAUAUGGGAGCAUCGGUAAUUGGAAAUGUGAUUCCAAUAGAUGUAAAGAUGGAUGGGAUUUGUAGAGGAAUAGAUAAUCUACAGGGAUCAGCUGGAGGUUCCUAAGUCACUGUCUUAGAAUUUUUGGUAUUGUAGGGCAUACACAUGACUUGAUAAUGCACUGUGUUGGCACUGCUAGUUUCUCUAUUGUAGUAAAUGGCCAAGCUGAAGGUUUUUUUGUUAGUGAAAGGGGCCUUCGACAAGGCUUCCCUUUAUCGCCUUAUUUGUUUAUUCUCUGCUCCCAAGGACUGACAUGGCUAAUGAGAAAGAUGGAAUCCAAUGCUCUGUACAAUGGAUAUCGUGUCAAUCGAAGUGCUCCGGUGGUGUCUCACCUCAUGUUUGCUGAUGAUUUGCUGUUGUUUGGUACUCUGGAUAAUAGAACCAUAGAGACUCUGCUUCCAAUUUUGUCUAUAUAUGCUGCUUGGUCUGGUCAAAAUGCAAAUAUGCAGAAAUCAGCAGUCUUCUUCAGCAAAGGCGUAGAACAUAACAGAAGACUGGAAGUUGCUGAAAUUCUGGGAGUGAAGCAGAUGGAGAGCUCUGAUAAAUACUUGGGACAUCAACUUCUAAAAUCAGCCCAUCUUACAACCUCUCAUGAUUUCCUUGAAGAAAAGUUCAACUCAAAAACUGCAGAAUGGAAGCGUAUAUUUUUAACUCAUGCAGGAAGAACAAUGCUAAUCCAGACAGAGCUAGGUUUGAUACCACCUUACUAUAUGGCCACUUCUCUACUCCCCAAGAAGACUUUAAAUAAAUUAACCAGGAUCAUGAGGAAUUUCUGGUGGGGACAUGACAAGGAGGUCAGGAAAAUGCAUUUCAUUAACUGGGAAUAAUUUGAACUGGAAAAGGAGAAGGGUGGAUUGGGGAUAAGAGCUCUACAUCAAGUGAACAAGGCUAUGAUUGCAAAACUGGUGUGGAAGUUUUUGGAGGAUGAAGAUUGUUUAUGGGGGAAAAUCAUGAAGGCAAAGUAUGUGAAGACUGGGAAUUUUUGGGAGGUAAAAAAGCCAAUCAGUUGCUCAGCUACAUGGACUGCCAUGCUGACUGUAAGAGAAGACAUGAGAGACAGAUGUUGCUGGUCAGUGGUGACUGGAGAGAAAAUUAAUGUCUGGUCGGACCCACAGAUACCAGGUCUACCACAAAUUAAACCUGAGAGAAGAGCAGAUGAAGAAUACAUCAAAACUACAGUGGAGGAACUUAUUAUCCAAGAAGAUCACAGGUGGGAUGAAUACAAGCUGCGGAAGCUGUUUAAUCCAUCUGAAGUGGCAAAGAUAAUGGAGAUCCAUCUAUCUGAAGUAACUGGAGAAGACUGCAAAGACAAACUGAUUUGGACUCCUCAUCCUAAAGGUGAAUUCUCAUCUAAAUCUUUCCUCAAGACUAUGAAUGAUAUAGGACCUUCGACUUCAGACAACUAUGAGUUUCCUUGGAAGAAAUUCUGGAGCACAAAGAAUAUACCUCCAAAAAUCCAGAUUUUUAUGUGGAGGUUACUGAAAAAUGGACUGCUAGUGUCCAAGAAUAUUAAGAGACACAUACAUGGAAUAAAUGAUGACUGUAGAUUUUGUGACCUGCAUGCUGAAACAAAUGGCACUUGUUCCUACACUGUCAAGCAACUCAGGCUAUUUUGUUUGCUUCUCCUCUCAGCCUAAGAACUGGAGAACAACCUGAUAAGACUAUACAAGAUUAUGUAAUACAAUGGCUUGCAGAUGGAGGGGAUUUUGCUAGAAAAAAGAUGGGAGCAUGCCUGUGGUGGGCCAUUUGGAAAGCUAAGAAUGUUGUUAUCUUUAAGAAAGAGAAACUGAAUAUACAGUUUGUUAUUAAAGAAGCUAUGUAUUGGUACAAUAUGGAGAUGACAGUGGGUGAAAUGGAGUCCAUACCUGAUCAGAGUAACAUGUUGGAAUCCAGAAAUGAUACUUGGGAGCCACCAGACAGCCUGAAGAUCAAGAUUAAUUUUGAUGGUGAUGCUGGUCCAAGAGGCUUUGCUUGUGGAACUGUGGCAAGAGACUCUGAAGCAAAAUUCCAGGGCUGUAAGAAUAAGAGUCUAACUCAUUGUAAAGCUGUGGAAGCUGAGGGGCAUGGAGCUAUGACAGCUGUGGAAUUGUCCAGAAGGAAAGGCUUCAGGGGUAUUAUUUUGGAAGGGGACUCCUUGAUAGUUAUAAAUGCUCUCAGAUAUACUAACUAUAAGCCCAACUGGAGAAUAAAAAAUCUGAUCAACAGAAUCAAGGAGGAGCUCAAGAAUUUCAGGUCUGUUGAAUAUAGGUACAUCAAGAAAAAUGCCAACAAAGUGGCACACAAUGUUGCAGCUUUAGCUAUUGACAACCACUCCUCAGAUGAGUGGAUCAAUUCCCCUCCUUCUUGUAUUGCUCAACUCAUCGUGAGUGAGUAUUCUUCUACUCGGUAGGUUUUUUCUAUUUCUUUUGUUUUUGUUUGUUCUCCUUCAAAAAAAAAAAGAAUAAUAAUCCACAACACUCACUUGUCAGUUACUUGUUUUGUUGAUUUUUCUUCUUUAUUUUUAGCUUGUUACAGUAUCAUCUUUUGUAUUAUAUUGGAUCAACGAAUCAAUCUAUCAGGUUCUUUUUUU